Molecule: messenger RNA, 1321 nt
Organism: Cheilinus undulatus (humphead wrasse)
Lineage: Eukaryota; Metazoa; Chordata; Actinopteri; Labriformes; Labridae
Product: corticotropin-releasing factor-binding protein-like
Exons: 7
Coding region: 30-998 (322 amino acids)
Biological process (GO): negative regulation of corticotropin-releasing hormone receptor activity; hormone-mediated signaling pathway; negative regulation of corticotropin secretion
Molecular function (GO): corticotropin-releasing hormone binding
Source: RefSeq, a predicted model, not a curated record
CAUACAGAGAGAGGGAGCUGCUCUUCAUCAUGUCUGUGUCCCUACGUGCUCACAUCCUCCUCUUCCUCUUCUCCCUCACAUCACGGACAGGACUCAGCCGCUACAUUGAGGACAUCGAGACUUCAGAUGGAUUAUUUUCUCUGCUCACUGUGGACCAGAAGAGAGAAACAGAGGAUUUUAUUUUCCGCAGACCUCUCAGAUGUUUGGACAUGCUGGCCACUGAGGGUCAGUUCACCUUUGUGGCUUCUCGACCAGAGCUGGCCUGUGCCGUUUUCAUCAUCGGUGAACCCAGUGAGGUCAUCAGCCUGGAGCUCUCUAGUGUCAGCAUUGACUGCAGCGCUGGAGACUUCAUCAAGAUGUUUGAUGGCUGGGUUCUAAAGGGGGAGAAGUUCCCCAGCAGGCAGGACCACCCGCUCCCUCUGCACCAGCGCUACACAGACUACUGCUCUUCCACAGCAGCGGGAGCCAGCAGCCGCUCCUCGCAGAACGUCGCCAUGGUCUUCUUCCGCAUCCAAAAUCCUGAGGCCGGUUUCACCCUCACGGUCAAAAAGUUACACAACCCUUUCCCUUGUAACAUCAUGUCUCAGAGUCCAGAGGGCAGCUUCACCAUGGUGAUGCCGCACCAGCGCAGGAACUGCAGCUUCUCCAUCAUCUACCCAGUUGAGAUCCGCCUGACGGAGCUGAGCCUCGGCCAGGCUAAAAGCAAUGAGCUCAGCCCACAGAGACAGGUUUGGUCGGGCUGUUCAGGGUCAGGUGACUACGUGGAGCUGCUGGGGGGGAACGGCGUUGACACCUCGAAGAUGUUCCCUGUAGCUGACCUUUGUUUCUCCCUCACUGGGCUUGCUCAGAUGAAGAUCGGUUGUGACAACUCGGUGGUGAGGCUGGUGUCCAGUGGGAACUAUAUCAACCACGUUUCCUUCCAGUAUCGAUUACUGGAACACCACGAGCUCCCCAAGACCCCCGAGAACAGUCUGAACAACUUCUGCACUGUGGAAUGAAAUCACACACACUUACUGUAACACACACACACAAUCACAAUAUCCAUAUUCCUGUAAAUACACCAGUUUGACAAAAAACAUUCAUUAAAUAUUUUGUAUUGUUUAUGCCAGAUGUUUUAUUUAGUGUAUGAUGAUGUUAGCUUUGAGCAGAGCGUAUUUAUGUGAGGACCUACUCAACCUUAUCUUAAGUUUAUCGAUAAGGAUGGAUUUAAUCGUUUACUUUUCAGUAUUUUGUUAAGAAAAUCAGUGAUACAUCAUGUUUUCUUGGCAGGAGCAUUAAUUUCAAACCUUCUCUCUACUGAUCUUGGUUUAUAUCAAGAUGU